Molecule: messenger RNA, 960 nt
Organism: Salvia splendens (bonfire salvia)
Lineage: Eukaryota; Viridiplantae; Streptophyta; Magnoliopsida; Lamiales; Lamiaceae
Product: B-box zinc finger protein 32
Exons: 2
Coding region: 199-777 (192 amino acids)
Molecular function (GO): zinc ion binding
Source: RefSeq, a predicted model, not a curated record
CAUCAUUUCUUCUCUCCAUAUCUCUCUCUUUCUUCACAUUUCCAUUCCUCUCUUAUUUCAACUGCGAAAAUUCCUCUCUUUUCUCAUAAUUUCUCUAUCAGUUUCUGCGACAAAACAAUUCUUCUCGUUUCGAUGUUGGCCUCUGUUUCCGCAUCAGAGAUUUCCGUUUCAUUUUUGUAAGAAAGAGGAAUUAAAAAAAUGAAGAAAACAUGUGAGCUGUGUAAACAAGCGGCGCGGAUACACUGUGAGUCAGACCAGGCGAUCUUAUGCUGGGACUGCGACGCCAAGGUGCACUCCGCCAACUUUCUGGUGGCGCGGCAUUCGAGAAAUCUCCUCUGCCGCGUCUGCCAGUCGCCGACGUCGUGGUCCUCCCCUGGAUCCAAGCUGUCGCCGACCUACUCCUCCUGCCGAAAAUGUGCCGAUAAUUUCGAUGGAGAGCACGAGGAGGAAGAGAAGUCGGCGGCGGAGGAAGAGGAGAUGGCCGAGAAUCACGUCGCGCCGUGGUCGCCGCCGCCGGAGAGCUCUCUGAGUGGCGGUGAGGCUGCGCACGGCAGAGAAGCGGCAUCGGUUGUAAAGAAACGCAGCCGGCUCGACCACGAUCGGCUCGACCACGAUCGUACCGCGAUUAUUGAAGAUCUAAAUAUCUGUACGGAUUCGGUGACGAGAGGAAUAGCGACGACGCGGAGCAAGUUCCGGAGAUCAGAAGGGGCGGCGGCGGCGCCGGAGGAGAGAGACGUUGAUCUGAAUCUGACGCUGGGGCUUUCAGCCGUUGAUUAAAUGUUUUAGUUAGGAUUAGUGGUGGUAAUGCGAGUUUUAGAAUUACAGUAGUUUAUUGGGAAAUGAUGUUACACAUUUAGAGUUUUUUUAAUUAUUAUUGUUCAAAAUUUGCUAAUACUAAUUUUUAUUGGUUGUACUACAGUAUUUGGUAGUAAUAGCUAAAAUGGGUCUAUUCUAAUUUCA